AUGUUCAAGUGGCUUCCAGUGAAGGACACGUCAGAUGAGUUGAGAACAUCAAUGGUGAUCAUAGAGUGGCUUCCAGCAAAGGAUACGUCAGAUGAGUUGAGAACAUCAAUGGUGAUCAUAGAGGCUGUGUCUUUCCUGUUACUGUCAAUGUGGGUGAAAGCAUGGCUCAUUGAAUUAGUGAAACAGGCCUUAAUUACCUCUGUUGGUGAGCUUGGAGGACUUACUUUCCUCGGUGGUUAUGUUGUGUUGCAGAAUAUGAUAAUCUCUGUAGGCCAGUACCCUAGUUUUUAUUAUCAACAUGUGCCAAGGGAGCUGAAAGGAAAUGGUUCUUUAGAUAUGAAUAUGGUUAUUAUAUCACCUCCACCAGUUGGGCUCGUGGCUGAACAAAGUACAUCCAAAAGGAAUUCGGAUGGUACUGCAGAUCUCUUCAGUUUGCUUUAUCACUCAGAUGUGAAGGAGGAUCGUUCUGUCGUACCUCCAAGCCGNCCAAUCAACUUCCUACAAUCAUGUUGA
Ilex paraguariensis (yerba mate) is the source of this 513-nucleotide messenger RNA. Lineage: Eukaryota; Viridiplantae; Streptophyta; Magnoliopsida; Aquifoliales; Aquifoliaceae. The record is from the annotation of a GenBank genome assembly.